Bipolaris zeicola 26-R-13 is the source of this 765-nucleotide messenger RNA. RefSeq lists its product as uncharacterized. Lineage: Eukaryota; Fungi; Ascomycota; Dothideomycetes; Pleosporales; Pleosporaceae. Gene Ontology annotation, cellular component: Ndc80 complex. Gene Ontology annotation, biological process: chromosome segregation. Bases 1 to 765 code for a protein of 254 amino acids. The record is from RefSeq and is a predicted model, not a curated record. The transcript is spliced from 2 exons.
AUGACGACUUUUGAGCCCUCUCUCAGCACGACCAUGCGUGCCCCCUCGCACGAUGCGCCGUCCAUGGCUGACCAGUUGCCCUCUAUCAACUUUGGCUUUGACGAUCUGCGCAGUCGCAUGAACCAGUUCACAACGCGAUUUGACGCAUUUAUCGAAAAUGGCCGCCGGCGAGUGCUGGAAGAGCGCAAUCAGUUCCGCAUGAACGUGGCAGAACUACAUGAGGACCAACGCAUGAAGAAGCGCGACAUUGAAAUCCUCGAACUCAAAACCGCUCAGCACAGCCAAACCCUUGCCAAGGAGUCCCAGGAAACCUCGGAGAUGCAAGAAGCCAUCUCCGCCCUCACCCUGCAGCGCGACGAGCGCCUCGCUCACCGCGACAAUCUCCGCGCCCAAAUCGCCGAACUCCAAAAGACCAUUUCCGCCCGCCGCGAGGCUCAGCUUAAGCACCGCCGAUACCUAGAUGGCCAGAGUCGCUACAACGAGCCGGAGCUGGACUUCUGGGAGAGUUAUCUGGGGCUCAGGAUUGAGGGGCUAGGCAAGGAUGACAGACUCAAGUUUGUAUACACCAAUGUGGAUGAAAGAGAGUGGGAUCGCGAGGCCUGGUUUGAACUCGAUACUAGCGAGCGCGACUACAAGGUGCUGGAAGUCAGACCUAAAGUAGAGCGUGAAGAGACUGAAAGAGUAGUCGAGAGAUUGAACGAGACUCGCGACCUGGCGGGUUUUCUAAAGGGAAUGCGAGAAUUGUUUGUAGAGGCUUGCAAAUAG